Messenger RNA from Episyrphus balteatus (marmalade hoverfly), 4339 nucleotides. Its product is annotated as 2-oxoglutarate dehydrogenase complex component E1-like. Gene Ontology annotation, cellular component: mitochondrion; oxoglutarate dehydrogenase complex. The record is from RefSeq and is a predicted model, not a curated record. The coding region runs from base 252 to 3557 and encodes 1101 amino acids. Gene Ontology annotation, biological process: tricarboxylic acid cycle. Lineage: Eukaryota; Metazoa; Arthropoda; Insecta; Diptera; Syrphidae. The transcript is spliced from 15 exons. Gene Ontology annotation, molecular function: oxoglutarate dehydrogenase (succinyl-transferring) activity; thiamine pyrophosphate binding.
ACUCGAAAAAUCAAGUGGGUUUUGCUUUUCGGCUCAAGAACUAUAAUAUUUUUUACAAUUUCCGAUCGGGAUCGACCCAUAUAUUUUGUUUAAUUAAUUUAAAUUUCUUAAUCAACUAUCAUUCAACCAAAAUCUUCGUCUUCAAGUUAAUACCAAGUGAAUCAUUAUUUCGAUCAAAUAAACAAAAGAAAAAAAUUAUCUCAUAAUCCCGAGGACACCUAAAAAAUAAGGAGAAAAAAAGAAAAUAAAGAAUGCAUAGAGCAAGUUCAGCGUUUAGUUUGGCCAUAGCGCCAGCUGGAAAUCAACAUUUUGCAGCAUGGCUUCUACGUGGAUCAAACAAAAGCAAAAUCGUGAAAGAUAUCCUACCGGCUGCAUCAGCUGCAUCAGUAAGAUUAUACAGUUCUUCAGCAGCUUCUGAACCGUUUUUGAAUGGCACAACAUCCAGCUAUGUAGAAGAUAUGUAUAAUGCAUGGCUGCGUGAUCCAGCAUCAGUUCACAUCUCCUGGGAUGCUUAUUUCAGGAAUAACACCUAUUCCGCACCACCCAAUCAUGCUCCAAUGGAAAGGAAUACCCUUCCACUAUCUGCGAUUCAAUCAUCGUUAGAAGGUGGUCGUCCAGAUGCUAAAAUGAUUGAUGACCAUUUGGCUGUUCAGGCUAUCAUAAGAAGUUAUCAGUCUCGUGGGCAUUUGGCCUCGGAUCUGGACCCACUGGGAAUCCUAAAUCAAGAAAUAUCAGUUAGUAAGGAUGGUGUAAGGCGUCGUGCUAACGAAAACGUCCUAAGGCAACAUAAUUGGUUCAUGACUGGUCAAAAUGACAUGGACAGGAAAUUCAAACUUCCUAGCACAACAUUUAUUGGUGGUGAUGAAACAGCUUUAUCGCUUAAGGAAAUUUUGAACAGACUUGAAAAUGUCUACUGUAACAAAAUUGGUGUUGAAUUCAUGUUCAUCAACUCAUUGGAACAAUGUAACUGGAUCCGAAAGAGGUUUGAGAGCCCUGGUGUGUUAAGCUUCUCUCCCGAACAAAAACGUUUGAUUCUUGCUCGUCUUACACGUGCUACUGGUUUUGAAGCGUUUUUGGCCAAAAAAUAUUCUUCUGAAAAACGUUUUGGACUUGAAGGUUGUGAAAUGAUGAUCCCUGCAUUGAAGGAAAUCAUCGACGUGUCGACUGAACUUGGCGUUGAAUCUGUCAUUAUGGGUAUGCCUCAUAGAGGUCGAUUGAAUACAUUGGCCAAUGUGUGCCGCAAACCUUUGCAUCAAAUAUUUACGCAGUUCGCUGGUCUCGAAGCUGCAGAUGACGGUUCCGGUGAUGUAAAAUACCAUUUGGGUACCUAUAUUGAACGUUUGAACCGUGUUACAAACAAAAAUAUUCGCUUGGCUGUCGUUGCUAACCCAUCCCAUUUGGAAGCUGUUGAUCCAGUUGUUCAAGGAAAAACUCGUGCAGAACAAUUCUACCGAGGUGAUAGCGAGGGCAAGAAGGUUAUGUCCAUUCUAAUUCACGGUGAUGCUGCAUUCUGUGGCCAAGGUGUUGUCUAUGAAACCAUGCACUUGUCUGACUUGCCAGACUACACAACACACGGAACUAUUCAUGUUGUUGCCAACAAUCAAAUUGGCUUCACCACUGAUCCUCGUUUCUCGCGUUCAUCACCUUACUGCACAGAUGUUGCUCGUGUUGUUAACGCUCCAAUUUUCCAUGUGAAUGCUGAUGACCCAGAAGCUGUGAUGCAUGUUUGCAAAGUUGCUGCCGAAUGGCGUGCAACAUUCCACAAAGAUUGUGUUAUUGAUCUCGUUGGCUAUCGUCGCAAUGGACACAAUGAAAUUGAUGAACCUAUGUUUACUCAACCUUUGAUGUACCAAAAGAUUCGUAAUCAUAAGAAUUGUUUGGACUUGUAUGCUGAUAAAUUGAUUGCUGAAGGAACUUGUACAUCAGAAGAAGUAAAAUCGGUUCAUGACAAAUACGAAAAGAUUUGCGAAGAAGCUUUUGAAUUGGCCAAAAAGGAAACCCAUAUCAAGUACAAAGAUUGGAUUGAUUCUCCAUGGUCUGGAUUCUUUGAGGGCAAGGACCCUCUUAAAUUGAUCCCAACUGGUGUUAAAGAGGAAACUCUUGUUCACAUUGGAAACCGUUUUUCAAGUCCUCCUCCAAAUGCAGCCGAAUUUUUGAUCCAUAAAGGUUUGAUGAGAGUAUUGGCUGCUCGCAAAGACAUGGUAGACAAACGCACUGUUGACUGGGCUCUCGGAGAAGCUAUGGCUUUCGGCUCCCUCCUCAAGGAAGGAAUUCAUGUCCGUCUCUCUGGUCAAGACGUUGAGCGUGGUACAUUCUCCCAUCGUCAUCACGUUCUUCACCAUCAGACAGUCGAUAAGGCCACCUACAAUUCAUUGUGCCACAUGUAUCCCGAUCAAGCUCCUUACUCAGUAUCAAACAGCUCACUUUCCGAAUACGCUGUCCUUGGAUUCGAACAUGGUUAUUCAAUGACCAAUCCAAAUGCUCUUGUUCUGUGGGAAGCCCAGUUCGGUGAUUUCAACAACACCGCUCAAUGUAUUAUCGAUCAAUUUAUCUCAAGCGGACAAGCUAAAUGGGUUCGUCAAUCUGGAUUGGUAAUGUUGCUUCCUCAUGGUAUGGAAGGUAUGGGACCUGAACAUUCGUCGGCUAGAUUGGAACGUUUCCUCCAAAUGUCUUCGGAUGAUGCAGACUACUUCCCACCUGAAUCUGAUGAAUUUGCCAUUAGGCAACUUCACGACAUGAACUGGAUCGUCGCAAAUUGCACAACCCCAGCAAAUUAUUUCCAUAUUCUAAGAAGACAAAUUGCUUUGCCUUUCCGCAAACCAUUGAUUCUCAUGACCCCUAAAUCAUUGUUGCGACACCCAGAAGCUAGGAGCUCUUUCGACGAAAUGAGCAAGGGAACCGAGUUCCAACGAAUUAUUCCCGAUAAUGGCCCAGCUGGUCAGAACCCAUCUGGUGUUAAGAAAGUGGUGUUCUGUUCUGGCAGAGUAUACUACGAUCUGACCAAAGCACGAGCUGAUCAGAAGCUUGAAAACGAAAUUGCUAUCGUUAGAGUUGAACAGAUUUCUCCCUUCCCAUUCGAUUUAGUUAAGGAAGAAGCAGCUAAGUACAAAGACGCUGAGCUUGUUUGGGCCCAAGAAGAACACAAAAACCAAGGUGCAUGGACCUAUGUGCAACCUCGCUUCUUGACAGCACUCAACUCCUGUCGGGACAUCAGCCCAAAUGGCCAAGAUGUUUCCCCAUCCAUAACCACCUCUAGCAAUCAUAAUAACCCUAGUGCUAACAGUGGAACAUGGUUGAGUCGAAUGUUCGUCCCAAACCAAUCAUCUACACAAAACACCGAUGAUUCAUAUAGUGCCAAACACUUCGAUCUGAAAUUUGAUUCACGCAAAGAUUUUAAUAGACCCUCAGAUGGAAAUGCUGCAAAGAACCGUAACACAAAAAUUGGAAGAAAAAUUAGCUAUGUAGGCCGCCCCACUGGAGCCUCUACUGCUACUGGAUCAAAGGCAAUGCACAUCCGCGAACUGAACGCCAUGUUAGCUGAUGCUAUGGCACUAUAGAUCAUUACACCAUUAGCUGAGAACUAAAAAAUAUAGUGGAAGUGGUGGUGUUAGUAAGCGCAGACUCACAAUUUAUAUAGUGUAUGAUGUGACCAUAUUUUUUUUUUUUUUUAUUUGAUUAUAUUUCAAGUAUGACCUACAUAUAUUUUAACUAUUUAUUAAUUUAUUAUUUCAAUUGAGGUUAGAUUGUUAUCUUUUCUUACUUUCCAACAAGUUCACAAAGAAUCGAUUGAAAGUUUUUUUUUUUUAAAUAAGACGUAGAUACAUAUUACAUAAAUACAUAUUUUAAUAUCGAUCUUUUGAUGAAAAACAAAUAAAAAAGAGUAUACCUUAUUGAGUUGUGUUUGCAUAAGCGUUUUAUUUUUUAAAAUCUAUAUUUAAGAUUUAUGUAACAAUAGAGUUAAAUGUAAAGAAGAAAAAAUGAAAUGCUCUAAAAGAGUUGUUAAUUGUACGUAUUACGAAGAUAUUUUUGAUAAAGUCAAAAGAUUAUUUUGUUUUCAUUAAUUUUAGACCAAUAAAAAAAAAAACAAAAAAAAAACACCUAUAACAAUUCGCAAACUUAUUUUUUUUUUUUUUUUUAAGAAAGAAAAGAACUAAAAUUGAUACUAUCGUUUAUAUAGCUUCUUUGUGCUAGUAUUGUAAGAAAUCCAAUCGAAAAAUAAAAUACUAUACCUUUAUUCUUAAAUAUAAAAAUAUACUUACUCGUAAAUUAGACAUGAAAAAAAAAAUUAAGAACUGGCGAUCUAAUUGACGAGAGAGAUAUAUAAAAAAAGAAAAAACAA